CCACGUGAAGGGGUUCGACCGGUUGGGGAAAACGUCUCUCUCAGUCCCAGUCACCCUUCUUCUUCUUCUUCUUUUUCUUCUUCUUCUUCUUCUUCUAAUUAUUCUUCCAGCCUUCCAGCCGUUCACCAAAGACACCAGAGAGAAAACGCAGGGUGCUAGUUCGGCGGCUUCGGCCAUGGAGCUGGAGCUGCCCAAUGGCCCGGUGAAGCGAGAAAUGGUUGUGCAUGAAGCAGCCGUCCGAGGAGGAGGAGGAGGAGGACAUGGCGGCGACAUGAGGAUGAGGAUGGAUGUUACCGUGAGGAUCAACGCCGACAUGUUUCACUGCCCCAUCUGCUUCCGCCCCUUCAAGCCUCCCGUCUUCCAGUGCGAAGGCGGGCACUUGGCUUGCGGCAGCUGCGUCGUGGAGCUCCCCUGGCAACAGUGCGGCAAAUGCGAGCACGGCGGCGACUUCCACGCCUGCCCCUUGCUCGACACCUUCGUCUCCUCGGCCAGCGUCCAGUGCGACCACCACGGCUGCGGGCGCUACGUCACCUACCACGAGGCCGGCCAGCACCGGAGCGCGUGCCCGCACGCGCCCUGCUCCUGCGCGCUGCCCGGCUGCGGCUUCCUCGGCCCGCCGCCGGCGCUCCUCCUUCACCUCAACGCGCUGCACUCAGUGCCCGUGCACGACGUCCCGUACAGCAAAGCGCUCCUGCUGCAGGUACAGGCGUCGCCGGAGCCGCGGCACCUUCUUCGCGGGGAGGAGGACGGCCGCGCGUUCCUCCUGGUCACCGGCGCGCACGGUCCGGGAGCCGCGGUCACGGUGUCUGUCGUGUGCAUCAGAGCGGCCGCGUCCCCGUCGCCGCGCUACUCGGUCAAGCUGUGGGCCAACGGGCCACCGCCGCCGGCCAACCGCAAGAUGGACACCAUCUGGGCGGACUUUGAGGCGACGAGCAGCACGUCGCCGGGCACCGUCGCCCUGGAGGAGCUGACGUCUUUCUUGACGGUACCACCGCGGUAUCUACAUGGGGCUGGGGCGUCCAAGGAGUUGCCUCUCCACGUUCGCAUCGACAAGAUCACCUCCUGAUCUCUUCCACUACUCUUAAUCUUCCAGUGGGCAUAUGCCUAAGAAGUGAUGUAUUUUGGUUACUUGGUUGUACUCCCUUGGUCGCAAAAUUCUUGUCUUAAUUUUUUUAAAUAAGGAUGUAUUAAGUCAUAUUUUAGUAUUAGAUACAUCCUAUCUAGACUAAUAUAAGACAAGAAUUUUGAGAUGGAGGGAGUGCGUAAUACAUGUCUUGUGGCAGGUAUUUUGGUUGUAGUACUUUGAGAUCA
Molecule: messenger RNA, 1311 nt
Organism: Triticum aestivum (bread wheat)
Lineage: Eukaryota; Viridiplantae; Streptophyta; Magnoliopsida; Poales; Poaceae
Product: putative E3 ubiquitin-protein ligase SINA-like 6
Exons: 2
Coding region: 176-1066 (296 amino acids)
Molecular function (GO): zinc ion binding
Source: RefSeq, a predicted model, not a curated record